This is a messenger RNA of Phragmites australis (common reed), 1675 nucleotides long. RefSeq names its product F-box protein FBW2-like. NCBI's taxonomy places the organism in Eukaryota, Viridiplantae, Streptophyta, Magnoliopsida, Poales, Poaceae. The record is from RefSeq and is a predicted model, not a curated record. Bases 87 to 1322 code for a protein of 411 amino acids. The transcript is spliced from 2 exons. Gene Ontology annotation, molecular function: protein binding.
CCCUUCCUCCCAAAACCCCAAUUCCCAAAAGGGAAACCGAAAAGGUGGUGCACGGGAAGCUAGCCGGCGGGCGGCGAUCGCCGGACAUGAAGCGUAGAAACCCCAAAUCUUGGGGCCGCUUCGGCGGAGGAGGAGGGCAGGGGUGCGAGGCAAAGAUGGCGAAGCCUGACGGCGGCUGGCGCGGGAGAGCGCCCGUGGUGAGGUGGUCGCACGCGGAGGCGAUGAAGAAGAAGCCCACUGGUGGCGGCGAUGCGGCCGUAGCUGGUGAUGGAGGACGGCCGUCGAGGGAGCUUCUGGGUCCGGAAAAGGUGGGGCUUGGUGGCCCAAGCUGCGGCAGCAGGGGGUUUGGGAUGAGCUGGUGGGAGGCGGCGGCGAGUACGAAUCGUACGAUCACCGGCGGGGGAGAGGAUGAGAGCGCGUGGGUUUGGACGGAGCCGGUGGAGAAGAAAUCGAGGCCUUGCGGCGCCGGUGGAAGAGAGCCUGGAAGCGACGAGGACGUGGUGUACGAGUGGAGGUGGACGGAGGCGGUGAGCCCGGAGAUACUGGCACUGGUGCUUCGCGGGAGGGUGUCGGCGGACGAGGUGGCGCGGGGCGCGGCGCGGGUGUGCAGGGCCUGGAGGGAGGCCGCGGCGUCGCCGGACGUGUGGGGGGACGUGAACAUCGAGGCGUGGUGCCGCCGCGUCAACUGCCGCGCCAGGGCCGAUGCCGCCGUGCGCCGCCUCGUCGCCCGCGCGCAGGGCACGCUACGGCGGCUCUCUGCCUACCGCGUCGGGGACGCCGCUCUCGCCUACGUCGCUGCCUCUGGGAAGGUGCUCAAUGUCCUCCAGAUUCCAAUGAGCGAGAUCACUGAUCACGCCGUGGAGAAGCAUGCAGAAUGUCUUCCUGCGCUGAGAGUGCUAGACAUCAGUAACUGCCUGAAGAUCACAUCCAAAGGCAUCGAAGCGCUAGGCCGUCAGUGCAAGUUGCUCCUUCAGCUGAAGAGGAACAUGCCUCCUCCAGAGCCUCCUCAGGGUUUCAAUACAGCGGCUAAGGUGGUAGAGGAAGAGGCCCUGGCAGUUGCGAAUACCAUGCCGAUGCUGGAACAGCUUGAGCUUGCCUAUGGUUUGUUCAGUGACCUUGCGCUUGACGCCAUCCUUACCAAGUGCCGUCUGCUGCGCACCCUCGACAUCCUUGGUUGCUGGAACGUCAGGCUUGAAGGUGACAUCGAGGAGAAGUGCUGUGCGCUCGAGUCAUUCAGGGAGCCAUGGGAGCCUGAGUACAGUACUGACUACUCAAACAGUGGAGGUGAUUGUGGCGACAACGAUAGUGACAGUGACGAUUGACAGGGUUUUGUUCAGACCUUCAUGGGGAUGCAGCAGUGAAAAUUUUAGGUUUCGUCCGAUGAUUCUGAGGUAGUUUCCGUAUUGUAGUCUGAUGCCAGCCCACAUCUAUCUUUCACGACCUUUGCUAAUCCAUAACCUUACAUUAUUCUACCCUUUUUGAUUUUUGGGUUACAGUUGUUUUCUUAUGCCACUGCGAUGCAGAGAAGCAAUUAAAGCUUUAAUUCUCAGUAGAAAAGUAGCCAUAGUGGCUUUAAUUGGGAAGAGAUAGCAGUGGUUGCAGACAUGAGACAAUUUGGCAGUGUGCUUGUAAUGGCUUUUUUUAUACGAAACAGCUAUUCGAAUGCUUAUUUUUC